Messenger RNA from Cyclospora cayetanensis, 1155 nucleotides. RefSeq names its product ras-related protein Rab-25. The record is from RefSeq and is a predicted model, not a curated record. Gene Ontology annotation, cellular component: endosome. Gene Ontology annotation, molecular function: GTPase activity; GTP binding. Bases 1 to 1155 code for a protein of 384 amino acids. The transcript has 5 exons. Lineage: Eukaryota; Apicomplexa; Conoidasida; Eucoccidiorida; Eimeriidae.
AUGGCACAGCCACAACAAGGCAGUGAGGUGUACGACCACCUCUACAAGAUCAUUCUGGUGGGAGACGCAACCGUGGGAAAGACCCACUUGCUCUCUCGAUACACCAGAGGGACGUUGCCGAAAACACCCAAAGCAACAAUCGGCGUCGAGUUCGCCACGCGAACGGUUCCACUCGCCGUUGGAGGGACUGUCAAGGCACAGAUAUGGGAUACAGCAGGGCAGGAGCGCUACAGAAGCAUCACCUCCGCUCACUACCGACGGGCAGUUGGAGCUCUCUUGGUAUAUGAUGUAACACGCAAGAAAAGCUUUUUGAACGCCAGCAAGUGGCUGGAGGAGCUCAGACAGAAUGCUGAGCCGGAUAUUGUGGUCAUGAUGGUUGGCAACAAGGUCGAUCUCUGCGAGAAGGACCCUUCCCUUAGAGAGGUGCCAUAUGAAGUAGCCGCUCGCUUUGCCCAAAGCAACGGCCUCUUUUUCAGCGAGGCCUCUGCUGUUACCUCUCUAAAUGUGAAAUUGGUGUUUGAGCAUCUUCUCCAGGAGAUUUACAACCAACGGGCUGAAGGGCGUGCGUCCGAAGCACCAGCAUCACCUGUUUCCCUCAGGGAAGGAGGCGUCCAGCUAGCUAGAAUUCGUGAUUUGGUGCGAAUACGAUACCAAGGCAAAGCGAAAUUGGUUUAUUUAAAAGAAGUCACAGGAAACGAAGGGCCAGACUCUGAGGCUGCAGCGAGAAGGAUAGACAGGAUUCCAAGGGCACCAGGAGGCGCUGCAACAUUGAUAGGUGCGCAGCAGCGCCCAGUGCCAAGUUCGAGACUUCCGGUGACGCAUCGGUAUCCAGGUGUCUCAGGUAGUGUGCAGAAGGCCGAGCAAGAGCAGCUGCAGCGACACCCCCACAACAAAGAGGGAGGAGCGAGCGCAGUGCGCGAAGUCACAGCCAGCUCGGGGGGAGCAGCAAUUGCGGCGAGCUGUGGCUUCCAGCUUCCUGCGGCAGGCCCUAUAGCCGACCGCGGCGAGUGGCGAGAGACUCACCCCCUCUCCCCAGUGUUGCUGGGGAGAGGGGCCCUCAAAGGGGGCCCCUCCUGCUUUUCUCACGCAGCCUCGCGCGCCGCGCCACCUCAGAGCAGCAGCAGUGGCGAGUGCGAGGGCGUCGACUGCAUUUGA